AUGCAGAGAGAGAGAGCUCUAAAAGAAAAGAAUCCACCGAGCUGUGGUGGUAGUAUGGAGGUCGUACGAGAAAACUACACGGAGAUGAAAGAAAAAGCAGGUAUGGGAAAAGCCUACUGCUUCAUAAGGAACGAGCAUCGAUCUCAAGCAAAGUAUACUGUACUACCACCAGAAAAUUGGCCAUCCACUGAAUAUAACAACAGUGCAAGUCCGCCAAGGGAACGUCUGCUAGUUGAACUACAUACUCACUUCGAUGGCGCUCUCCGUGCAGAAACAGUUGUAGAUCUAGCCAGAACCAAAGGUAUCGAAUUGCCUGUCGAUAAUGCUGAACAAUUGAAGGAAUAUGUAUCCUGUGCCAAUAAAGAAGUAAAGUCUUUAACAGUAUUUUUAGAGGCAUUUGGUAUAUUCAAUUCGGUUAUCAGAGGUGAUCGGGAUGCCCUACGACGCUGUGCUCUUGAAUUCUGCGAAGAUCAAGCAAAUUAUGGUGUUUUGUACUCUGAGGUACGCUAUUGCCCUCAGUUUAUGUGUGGUCAAAAACCAAACGUGGAAGGAGAUUCAGAGCAAUACUCAUUAACAAGUGAUGAAGUAGUUCAGAUUUUAUUAGAUGCUUUUGCCGAAGGAUCCCAACGCUACGGUAUUAAAGUUAGGAGUAUUCUCUGUCUCGUUCGACCGUUUCCAGAGUGGGCAGCAGAAACGGUUGCUCUUUGUAAAAAAUAUUAUGGUAAGGGUGUUGUUGGGAUUGAUGUUGCUGGAGAUGAAACGCUUUACCCGAUUGUGGCUAAUGAUGAAUUUGUCAAAGCAUUUCAAGAAGCCAAGAAAUUCGGUAUUCACAGAACUGCACAUGCUGGGGAAGCGGGACCAGCUCAGAACAUACGAGAGUCCUUGGAUUGGUUAAGUGCUGAGAGAAUAGGCCAUGGUUAUCACUUGGUACAAGAUGAAGAACUGUAUAAUGUGAUCAAAAAGGAGAAAAUUCAUCUUGAGCUGUGUCCUACUUCAAGCAUCCUUACCGGAUCUGUGCCAAGUUUUAAGAAUCAUCCAGGGAAACGGUUUAUUAAUGAUGGAUUCAAUUUCUCUAUAAAUUCCGACGACUCUUUAUGUAUUAAUUCAACAGUUGCUGACGAGUAUAACUUAGUUUAUAAUGAAUGGGGCUACGACUUCCCUGUACUAACAAGAGCGGCGUUCAAUGCAGCCCGCUCAUCGUUCCUACCAGAGGAAGAGAAGAGGCAAUUAAUUGAAGACUUAGAGACAGUAUACGGAAUGCGAUAG
Molecule: messenger RNA, 1266 nt
Organism: Trichoplax adhaerens
Lineage: Eukaryota; Metazoa; Placozoa; Uniplacotomia; Trichoplacea; Trichoplacidae
Exons: 11
Coding region: 1-1266 (421 amino acids)
Biological process (GO): adenosine catabolic process; inosine biosynthetic process; hypoxanthine salvage
Cellular component (GO): external side of plasma membrane; cytosol
Molecular function (GO): adenosine deaminase activity
Source: RefSeq, a predicted model, not a curated record